AUGGAUUCCAAAAAUGCAAUCCUCAUCCUUGGCCUAGUGGCCAUGGUUCUUCUUAUCUCCUCACAGGUUUCAGCUAGGGACUUAACUGACACUUCCACUAAUACCAAAGAUGUGGUUGUUGAAAAGUCCCAUGAAGUAAAUGAUGCCAAAUAUGGAGGUAGAGACUACGGUCCAGGUGGUGGUUACAAUGGAGGUGGAGGUUAUAAUGGUGGUGGUGGUUACCAUGGUGGUCCUGGUGGUGGUUACAAUGGUGGCGGUGGUUACCAUGGUGGUCCUGGUGGUGGUUACAAUGGUGGCGGUGGUUACCAUGGUGGUCCUGGUGGUGGUUACAAUGGUGGUGGUGGUUACCAUGGUGGAGGUAGAUGCCGAUACGGCUGUUGUGGUGGACGUUAUGGGGGUUGCAGGUGUUGCUCAUAUGCUGGUGAAGCUGUUGCUGUGCACACUGAGGACAGCACUCGUAAUUGA
Molecule: messenger RNA, 465 nt
Organism: Lathyrus sativus (Indian pea)
Lineage: Eukaryota; Viridiplantae; Streptophyta; Magnoliopsida; Fabales; Fabaceae
Source: the annotation of a GenBank genome assembly